This is a messenger RNA of Penicillium bovifimosum, 2667 nucleotides long. RefSeq lists its product as uncharacterized. The transcript has a single exon. Lineage: Eukaryota; Fungi; Ascomycota; Eurotiomycetes; Eurotiales; Aspergillaceae. The coding region runs from base 1 to 2667 and encodes 888 amino acids. The record is from RefSeq and is a predicted model, not a curated record.
AUGCCGAGCUUGGAAGUGAUGGGGCCGUCGGAGGAUUCGCAAGGACUCGAACGACCACGCCUGAGGUCUCGCAAGACACUCCCACGGCGGGGUGUAAUCGUUCCUACCAUCGAAGUCAUCCAACCGGUCUCUCCGGAUCAGAAUGCGAAACCUACAGCAACACCCGCGCCUCCCUUGACACCCCCGGGUGCGGGCCCAGAUCAAGUCGCGGGUAACGAACGCACGCUCCAAAAGAUGGAUUCCUCCGUCUCAGAUCUUCCAACAUCUGGGAUGCUGACUCCUCGCCAGCCCUCCAAGCCUCCGACGCCCGACGUGACACCCCCGCGAACGAACUCGAAUAAGCGACCUAUGUUGAACCAGUUCGGUCAUUUGUCCUCGUCGUCUCGGGCAGAUUCAUUCCAAACGGCUUUGGAGAGUAUUUCGUCGGAAGAAGAUAUGGAUACCCCGGUGCGCAUGUCUGAGACCGCGACCCAGUCGGCAAGACAAAGAAGGCAACCUCCAAAGCCACAUUCUGCAAAUAUAAAAGGAACUCCACAGGCUAAUUCCCAAAAACAUACUGACGUCAAAGAGGACACUCCAGUCGCGUCUCUUGAUGGGGAUUGGGCCGCAACACCGGUCGAUGGGUCGCCAACACCGUUAGCUAGAAAGCGAAAGUCUACGCAGAACAACAGUCAAUCAGUCCGUCAACUCGAAGGGGAUGCGCUAAAUAUAAAGCGUUUAGAUGCAUCAUUGAUGCGGGAGAAGAGUCUGCGAGACCGGAUUGAUGUUUCGGCGCACGAACUCAAAGCAAGUCCUUCCAUGGAGCAGUUUCGUGAGGACAUUGGGUGGCCAUCAUCAGAGGGCCCGGGGAGACACAAUGGCCCCGAAGCCCGCCCUUUGUCGGCCGUCUCCUCAACUUCAACUGUCGAGGCCAUGAUCAUUGAUUCUCCCAAGCGAGCUCAGCGAAUGCUCCGGCACACCGAAAAAAGGAGCUCCCUGCGAUCUGCCAGUUCCCCAAUAACAAGAUCUGAGCGUACAUCUUAUGGGUCUCUCCCAGGAUCACAGCAUCGCCUGAUUCAUAAAGCUGCUCGCAUUUCUGAUCAGUCAUUAAAGGUGUCGCCUUCAGCCAGGACCAGCAACAGUGCAAUAAUAAAUCCCGAUAUUGAAACCAUCAACGUGGUAGUCAUACCGGAAAGGAGGUCAUCUCUCAACUCGCGCCCGAACAGUUAUUCCUCUUCAAAGCCGGAAUCUCAACGGUCAGUUCGUCGCCCUCCGACAAUAUCGACUGUUCACACAGAGGUCUCACGACAAACGAAACGUACCAUGUCAGACUCGUUGUCGAUCCAAUCCCGUGAGACCGACUCUAGGAGUCGUUCAAUGAGAAGACCCGCCAUUCCACCCCGGAGUUCGUCACUAUCUGCACCCACGAGUAGGGACAAUUCUCGAGCGCCUUCUCUCACUUCCAAUGUCGUGCAAUCUCGCCCCAUAGAGCGUCCUGUCGUGCCACGUCGAAGCUCUUCGCUUUCGGCACCGACAAAUCGGAAUACGUCUCGCACGACAUCUCUUACCACCGACAGUUUGCGAAGCCACGACUUGGCUAUAGAUCUUGAGAUGCAAAAGCGGCGCGAUAAUCAGCCGGUAUCCCCGCCUCGCCACAAUGUUUUAGCUUCGCCUGACCGGCAUGGUCUACUCGAGGUUCCCACUAUGCACAACGUCUUUGGUGGUUCCGACGAUGAUUUGGCGACCCUGCAUCCUCCAUCUUUGCCCUUCACCCAAAGCUCGAUUCCCUCAUCUUCUCCCGGGCCCAUCGAGAUACAGGAGGCUACUGCCAUCAGUCUGUUCGCGCACAACAAUCGAUCUCUGCUGCUUGUCGAUCCUCGGGGACAGCCUUCCUCGCAACGUCCUCUCCAAGCGCGUAGGAUAUCUCCGGAUCAGGUCCACCCUCGCACACCCGACCGCAAACCAUCUCCAAUGGGGAUAAUCAGCGUCUACUCUCCCUUAAAGAAUCCUCGCACCCCGCCUAAGCCCCCAAUCACUAAGCCUCUCCCUCCUAUCCCUUCGCAAGUCGCCCAAAAUGAGAACCAAGGUCUCAGCCGACGAUGGAGCUCCGUCCGUCGUCCCUGGCGCCCUCGAUCAGAUUCGUUCAACUCCAUCGCGCGGUCAUUCUCCAUGCACUCAGCCAAGAACCGAACCACAGGAAAAGACCUGGACAGUCGUCUUCACCCAUUCUGGCGCCCCCGCGGAUUCUGGGAAGAUGUCCCCAGCUCCCCGGAGAAGGAACCCUCGCGGCAGCCUGCUCCGGGGCCCGACGAAUCCAUGGUCAUCAGCAACUCGCUCGGCCUACCCCAGCGACGCAUCAUCUUCGAUGGCCCGCCCUCCCUCGCACGCCGCAGUCCGGAACUAAAACGUCUCUUCGACGGGAUGACCAGCCACGGAAGCUUGGUUGACCAAGGCAUGUUCCGAAGUGGAACUCCACUCCACCCGAGACGAUUCCGAGCUCUCUCACGCUGGGGAGUGCGACUGCAGUCGGUUUCAUGGCGCAAUAUGCGCAAUCGUCUGCGGCGUGUACGCCAGCGCAGGGAUGAGAGGAAACGGGCUGUUCGGAGGGAAACCCUUAAACAGAGUAUCGGCGGCCCUGUUUAUAUAGCCUCCAGUGCGAGUGCUACGACUGGGGUGGCUGCUGGAUGA